This is a messenger RNA of Candidozyma duobushaemuli, 1623 nucleotides long. It is a transcript of the gene ECM3, whose product is annotated as putative ATPase. Gene Ontology annotation, cellular component: membrane. Gene Ontology annotation, biological process: transmembrane transport. The record is from RefSeq and is a predicted model, not a curated record. The transcript has a single exon. The coding region runs from base 1 to 1623 and encodes 540 amino acids. NCBI's taxonomy places the organism in Eukaryota, Fungi, Ascomycota, Pichiomycetes, Serinales, Metschnikowiaceae.
AUGGGUGCUCCUCUUGGCAUGAUCAUCUAUGCCUCGGUAAAGCCCAUCUUCAAGAUCUACUUCAUCAUCGCCAUAGGAUUCUACCUAGCUCGACGGAAUAUCCUCACAGUGACGACAUGCCGUGAUAUCUCGGACGCUAUUGUCACGGCCAUCAUGCCUUGUUUGAUUUUCAACAAUGUGAUUACGAAUCUCAAAUACUCGGACAUCAAGAACAUUGGUAUCAUCUUCUUUGAAGGUACCAUCUUGUUCUCUGUGGGAGCCUUGCUGUCGCUAGCGAUUUAUUACACAUGCAAGUCGCCCAAACGCUGGUUUGGCGGUUUGAUUUCUGUGGGGUUGUUCCCCAAUAUCUCGGAUCUCCCCAUCGCAUAUCUACAAACCCUUUCCAAAACAGGGUCGCUUUUUACAGCGGAAGAAGGUGACAAGGGCGUGGCAUACGUCUGUAUUUUCCUUGCCUCCCAGGUGUUCUACCAGUUCUCGCUAGGCUUGUUCCGCUUGGUCAGGUACGACUUUAGAGACGAGCUAGACAAACCCCAAGACGAAGAAGAGGAGAUCGACACCAGCCAACUACAUUCAGUGGCUUCCACGCCGCACGCUAAGGAGCAGCAUUCUGGAAGUGCUGGAAGCGAUAGCACCUAUAGUUCUGAGGACAAGCGUCCUGACAUUUCAAGAGAUCCGCUGGAAUACCGCCAGCACAAUGAGUUCCUCAUGCAACGAGACGCUGAGGGCCACUCAGCAGUUUCCCAGGAUUAUGAAUCCAUGGAUUCGUCAAUGAGACAGCGCCGGGGCACCAACACCUCCGGCACCACUAAUUACUACUCUUUGCAUCAGACACCUUCUCGUUCAGCGGACUUGAGAAGAGCCAAGUCACAGGACGUUGAAGACGUUAUUCACGAAUACAGUGAGUUUGACAGGCUCAAAAGCAACGAGGCGAGAAGCCAGCAUUCGGCCACUAGCGACGUUGGUAUAGAUGUGGCUCCGCUAGAAAGAAAUGAAAAGGCUGAUGACGAAACGAAACCAGUCUCGCGUAGAAGACGCUAUUGGAAGUACUUCCUCAAUACGAUCGUCAACUUCAAGGCGCCAAAUUCGGUUUCGUUGAUUGUGUCGCUCAUCAUUGCAUUGUCUCCACCGCUCAAGGCGCUUUUCGUCAAGAGUAGCUUUUACAUGCCUCAUGCACCAGACGAGAUGCCGCCAUUAUCGUUCUUCAUGGACCUUGCCAGUUAUGUCGGUGCAGCAUCUGUGCCCCUUGGUCUUCUUCUUCUAGGGGCCACAAUUGCUCGACUCAAGGUGAACCAGAUUGUGCCUGGUUUCUGGAAAACCGCUCUCAUGGUGACCGCCGCCAGAUUGAUUAUCAUACCCAUUUUCGGCGUGGGCUUCACUACUGGUCUCUACAAGGCUGGCUGGUUUGAAGAAGACAAGCUUGUAAGAUUUGUGUCGGUUUUGGAAUUUGGCUUGCCCAAUGCCACUGCCUUGGUCUACUUUACUGCGUUCUACACUGAUCCAAACUCGCCAGAGCACCUCCAGAUGGACUGCUUGGCCAUUUGCCUCAUUGCGCAAUACUCAAUUCUCUUUAUCACAUUGCCCUUUUUGGUGACGUUUACCCUUAAGGUGUCGCUAGGCUACUAA